This is a messenger RNA of Nymphaea colorata (pocket water lily), 758 nucleotides long. Its product is annotated as pathogenesis-related protein PRB1-3-like. Gene Ontology annotation, cellular component: extracellular region. The record is from RefSeq and is a predicted model, not a curated record. The transcript has a single exon. Bases 68 to 562 code for a protein of 164 amino acids. NCBI's taxonomy places the organism in Eukaryota, Viridiplantae, Streptophyta, Magnoliopsida, Nymphaeales, Nymphaeaceae.
AGUUAGCUCCACUUUAAGGAAUACGGCUUCUCUCUGUUUCUUUGCUUUGCUUCCUGUGAUUAGCCAAAUGAAGCGCUCCACUGGUGCCCUUGUUUGGGUCUGCCUAGUGCUGGGCCUUGGAAUGCUCAUCCAUGGCACCCACGCCCAAAACUCUCCCCAAGACUUCCUUGCUCCUCACAACGCAGCUCGUGCUGAAGUUGGCGUCGGCCCAAUGUCUUGGGACGACGAGGUCGCAGCCUACGCCGAGGGCUAUGCGAACCAGAGGGUUGGUGACUGCAACCUGGAGCACUCAGGUGGCCGGUAUGGGGAGAACAUCUUCCAGGGCAGCGGUUCUGGGUGGACCGCCGCAGAUGCCGUGAGCGAUUGGGUGAAUGAAAAGACCAACUACGACUACGACACCAACACAUGUGCUAGUGAGCAGAUGUGCGGGCACUACACUCAGAUGGUGUGGCGCAAGUCGGUGCGGCUGGGCUGCGCCAGGGUCGAGUGUGACAAUGGUGGCACCUUCAUUACCUGCAACUACUAUCCUCCUGGUAACGUUCAAGGCCAGCGUCCUUACUAGAUAUAUAGUGUGUGCCAAGUUAACAUUUGGCUUGGCCCUGAGUUUACUUUGCGUUGUAAUAAUCAGAGCAGCAGCUCAGCUCGUCUACUUGGAAUAAAAUGUAAGACUGGAUGCAUACUGUAGUUUAAAUAAAUAAAUAUAGAUAUUAGUGGCCGUUUGCACAUGAAUCUACCCUCCCCAAUGUUCAAGGCAGAUU